Paraglomus brasilianum is the source of this 410-nucleotide messenger RNA. Lineage: Eukaryota; Fungi; Glomeromycota; Glomeromycetes; Paraglomerales; Paraglomeraceae. The record is from the annotation of a GenBank genome assembly.
AAACAACCGCAUCGUUUGACGUAAGUCUUUCGCAAUACGUCAAAACUAAUACGAGAAGUACAUAUCAACCCUUUACGGUGACAGCCUUCCACUCCACAAAAAACACACGUCUCCUAAUUCGAACAAAAGUUUACAAUUCCGGCACCCACAUUAAAAUCGAAGGUGCAGUAGAAUUGCGAUCUAUUGCGAAAUACAAAACCCCACUUUCGUUAUACCCAAAUACUCUUCGCCAUCAACGGACAAAAACAGUACAAUUGUCCCUUCCCAAUCCCGCCGUGCAACAAUUGUCCCGGAGCAUUGCACAAAAUACCUCACCAACAAAAAAACCACGCCUUGAUAAACCCACAACAAACGAAAAAGAUUCGAGCCAAUCAGUUCAGACCAAUCAUGUUGAACGACGAACUGAUUGA